Molecule: messenger RNA, 1102 nt
Organism: Photinus pyralis (common eastern firefly)
Lineage: Eukaryota; Metazoa; Arthropoda; Insecta; Coleoptera; Lampyridae
Product: metaxin-2-like
Exons: 5
Coding region: 96-1064 (322 amino acids)
Biological process (GO): mitochondrion organization
Cellular component (GO): SAM complex
Source: RefSeq, a predicted model, not a curated record
CCCGCUAUUUACGACAUAACCCUUCUUUCAGUGUAUAUGUAUUUAAACAAAUAUCUUUGUAAAUUUAUUGUUUUCGUUUCUUAUAUCUUUUGAAAAUGUUUUCGGGAACCCCUUUGUUGGAUAAAAUACAAUACGAACUGGGAGCCCAAGAGCCUUGGCCGAAAGAUGUAAAAUUAUAUCAGCCCUACGAGGUGGAGCAAAUCCUGUUACCAGAUAAUGCAAACUGUUUGGCUGUGCAGGCAUUUUUGCGAAUGUGCAACUUAACUUUUGAAGUUGUGUCAAAAUCAAACGCAGAGUUCAUGUCUCCAUCUGGCAAGGUACCAUUUAUUCGUUGCGGUGCGUUUGUUAUUUCCGAAUUGGAGCCGAUAGUGCAAUUUGUCAAUACCAAAGGCAUAUCUCUAACGUCAGAGCUGGAAAGUGAUCAAAAAUCUGAUAUGCGCGCUUAUAUGUCGUUAGUUCACAAUGUCCUGGAGAAUUCGGAGCUUUACCUAUGCUGGUGCGAUAAAGAAACUUAUAAUGAAGUGACCAAACCACGUAACGGCUCAGUUUACCCUUGGCCACUAAACCACUUGCAAACUUGGACAAAGAAAUCUCACGUAAUAAAACGUCUUAAAAUGAUGGGUUGGUUUAGCAAAACAAUAGACCAGGUCUACCAUGAAGUGGAGAAUUGCUGCCAGGCGUUAGCAGAUCGCCUCGAAGGAAAGGAAUUCUUCUUCGGCAAGAAGUGCACCGAGAUUGAUGCACUAAUUUACGGUCACAUUUACGCUUUCCUCACGACCCGCAAUCCCAAGCUUACAAAAAUUCUCCAAAAACACAAACAAUUGCUUACCCAUGCUCAACUAAUACACUACCGGUGCAUGCGAAACCUUCACGAAUUGUCCCCAUCACGCAGCAUUCCUUUAAGAAAGCAUAAUCUUAGAGGGAAAAGUAAAGAUGUAGGGAAACGUCCUAAUGAGAAAAGUAAGAAUAUAUGGACAAAUCCGCCAGUUGAAACCACCGCCUCUGGCGACACAGAAGGAGAGAGUUUGUCUGAUGUUGACUCUGAAGAUUUAACUGAUUGUUAAUUGUCUGUUCUGAAUAAUUGUACUAAAUAAAAUUUCUU